Messenger RNA from Daldinia caldariorum, 2155 nucleotides. Its product is annotated as NADPH dehydrogenase. Gene Ontology annotation, cellular component: intracellular anatomical structure. Gene Ontology annotation, molecular function: FMN binding; NADP binding; NADPH dehydrogenase activity. The transcript has 3 exons. NCBI's taxonomy places the organism in Eukaryota, Fungi, Ascomycota, Sordariomycetes, Xylariales, Hypoxylaceae. The record is from RefSeq and is a predicted model, not a curated record. Bases 565 to 1890 code for a protein of 441 amino acids.
CCGGAACUGCUUAGUUAUCUAAUCGGAUUCUAUUUCUGUCGUAGCUGACGAACCGUUAAUCCACCACCAUCGCGACGUCCUUUAGCGUCCCCAAUUUAUCUUCUUAGGCGCGAGAAUUUGCAUUAGAGAAGUUUUAUCGGGCAAAUAUUAACUAGCAUACAACAAAUCAAUUACGGCUUUUUAAUCCUGAUUGGUGAUCCUCUUCGGCACUUUGUAAUCCCUGCGUGGGGACUCUCGGAGGUAUUCCUACGAGGUGGCACAAGUCCUCCAUUUUGGCCUCUUUUUUUUCUCCCCCUUGAGAUGGUUGUGGAGUAGCUAACCACCAUGACGCUUGGAAACACGAAUCGUGUGGAGGGUGGAGAGGUAAACAUAUGUUGUUUUCACGAUGGCUUAGAAACAUAUAUAACCGUGGUGGCACUCCAGCUCGACAUCGCAAUUUUUCCUCACCAACUCAAAUCAUCAUCCAAUACCAACCGUUCAGCAUCGCUCUCAGGUUUCUUAGAAUUGCUUGUUUAACUCUGUAAUACAUUCACUAGAACAAGAGAUCCUUGGACAAAUACAAACAUGUCUGCUGCCAACGGCGUCAACGGAUCCAAGGCCGAGCCCUUGAGCAUCCCUAACAAGGCGGCCGAGGGCGUUCCGUUCUUUUCACCUGCACAAGAGCCGCCAGCGGGAACCGCCCUAAACCCCCAGCCUAACGGAAGCGCCAUCCCAAAACUCUUCACCCCCCUGAAGAUUCGUGGUAUCACUCUCCAGAAUCGUAUCAUGCUAUCACCAUUAUGCCAGUACUCAGCUGAAAACGGCUUCUCCACACCCUGGCACUUAACUCAUCUAGGUGGUAUUAUCCAGCGCGGGCCGGGACUUACUAUGAUCGAGGCCACCGCCGUCCAGGCCCGCGGACGUAUCACCCCUAACGAUUGCGGACUAUGGCUCGACGACCACAUGGAGGGCAUCAAGCGAAGCGUAGACUUCGCCCACUCGCAGGGCCAACACAUCGCCAUACAGCUCGCCCACGCCGGCCGCAAGGCCUCCGCCCUUGCCCCGUGGCUGCACAGGGGCGCCACGGCUGCCGCAGACGUGGGAGGAUGGCCCGAUGACGUCGUCGCGCCAAGCGCUAUCCCCUUCGACGAGAACCACGUGGUACCGAGGGCGCUAACUCUAGAAGAGAUCGCACAGCUAAAGCUCGAUUUUGUAGCUGCUGCCAAGCGUUCUAUCAAGAUCGGAUUCGACGUUAUCGAGCUGCACAGCGCUCACGGAUACCUCCUACACGAAUUCCUAUCGCCUGCUACUAACCACCGUACCGACCAGUACGGCGGCAGCUUCGAGAACCGCACUCGUCUGCUCCUCGAACUGGUGGACGAGGUUCGUGCCGUGAUGCCCGCUGAUAUGCCCCUAUUCGUGCGUAUCAGCGCCACCGACUGGCUUGAGGGUGUUGAGGGCUAUACUGGCGACAGCUGGAAAUUGGAGGACUCGGUUCGUCUUUCCACACUACUGGCUCAGCACGGCGUCGAUGUGAUCGACGUCUCCAGUGCCGGAAACCACCCCCUACAGAAGAUUACCUCAGGCCCUGGUUACCAGGCGCCGUUCGCCAAGGCAAUCAAGCGAGCUGUCGGCGACAACGCAUAUGUGGUUACUGUCGGUACCAUCCUAAGCGGGAAGCAAGCUAACGAUCUCCUUGUCGGCGGCAAUGACGCUGACGACACUCCCGUGGAUAUUGCGGGUGUUGGACGUUUAUUCCAGAAGAACCCCGGGCUUGUCUGGUAUUGGGCUGAAGAGCUCGGCGUGGCAAUCUAUGUCGCGAACCAAAUUGGAUGGGGCUUUGGCGGUCGAGUCACCAAGCAACGAAAGCUGGAGGCGACGAAAGAGCAGUGCACCGGUCCCGUCCCUUAAGCACUUUUCUCUCGGGUUGUUAGAUUCAUCAGUUAGCUAAGCAUUAUCGGCGUUUAUAUAUAGAAGAUUAUUACAUACCAUUGCACAAUUUGUCCAUACCUUAUGUACCUAGAUUAUGUACAUAUACAUAAUGUUACAUAUGUAGGUACACGUAUUGUGCAAUACAUACAUUGAUGUACGUACCUACUUAACUUCAGCCACGCAGCCACGCAAGACCCUUCGUCGCAUUGCCGUGUUAUCCAUUUGCCAAGCUGCAAUGCAAAAC